UAUGUGCAGGAAGGCAUCAGGUGGACCCCCAUUGAAUAUUUCAACAACAAAAUUGUGUGUGAUCUCAUUGAAAACAAAGUGAAUCCUCCUGGUAUUAUGAGUGUCUUGGAUGAUGUUUGUGCUACCGUGUACGCGAAGGGUGAAGGGGCAGAUCAGACCUUGCUGCAGAAGCUCCAGUCGGCAGUGGGGACCCACGAACAUUUCAACGGCUCCAGUUCAGGAUUCAUCAUCCACCACUAUGCUGGCAAGGUCUCCUAUGAUGUGAACGGCUUUUGUGAAAGAAAUCGGGACGUGCUUUUCACUGACCUGAUAGAACUUAUGCAAACCAGUGAAUUCUCUUUUAUCCGGAUGCUUUUCCCAGAAAAACUUGAUGCAGACAAAAAGGGACGGCCCACUACAGCUGGAUCCAAAAUUAAGAAACAGGCCAAUGAUCUUGUGAAUACGCUGAUGAAGUGCACACCUCAUUACAUCCGUUGCAUUAAGCCCAAUGAGACGAAGAGGCCACGAGACUGGGAGGAGAGUAGGGUGAAGCACCAAGUAGAGUACUUGGGAUUGAAGGAGAAUAUCCGAGUCCGUCGAGCUGGAUUUGCAUAUCGCAGAGUGUUUCAUAAAUUCCUGCAAAGGUAUGCCAUCCUGACCCCAGAAACCUGGCCAAAGUGGCGAGGAGAUGAACGCCAAGGAGUCCAGCACUUGUUAAGGUCCGUCAACAUGGAUGUGGAUCAAUACCAGAUGGGCCGCACAAAGGUUUUUGUCAAGAAUCCAGAGUCGCUCUUCCUCCUGGAGGAGAUGCGAGAAAGAAAGUUUGAUGGGUACGCCCGCGUCAUCCAGAAAGCAUGGCGCCGUCACAUUGCCAUCAGGAAGUACGAGCAAAUGCGAGAAGAAGCAUCCCAUAUCCUAUACAACUUCAAAGAGAGACGACGGAACAGCAUCAACCGGAAUUUUGUGGGUGAUUAUCUGGGCAUGGAAGACAAACCAGAGCUGCGCCAGUUCUUGGGCAAAAGGGAGAGAAUCGAUUUUGCCGAUUCGGUCACCAAGUACGACAGGCGGUUUAAGCCCAUCAAGCGGGACUUCAUCUUAACACCCAAGCACCUGUAUCUGAUUGGCCGAGAGAAAGUGAAAAAGGGUCCUGAGAAAGGCCAGAUCCGGGAGGUGCUGAAGAAAAAGUUGGAGGUCCAAAGAGUCAAUAGAGUGUCUCUCAGCACAAAACAGGAUGAUUUCUUCAUCUUGCAUGAAGCUGAGGCAGAUACACUCCUGGAAUCCAUCUUCAAGACAGAACUCAUUAGCCUUCUGUGCAAACGCUACGAGGAAGCCACCCGAGGAAAGCUCCAACUCCAUUUCAGUGACACACUACAAUUCCGUGUGAAGAAGGAAGGCUGGGGCGGAGGUGGCAACCGAACCGUGACUUUUAUGAGCGGUCCAGGUGGCGUGGCUGUUCUCAAAUCAUCAGGAAAAAAUCUUUGUGUCAGCAUUGGGAGCGGGCUGCCCAAGAAUUCCAAGCCAACCAGGAAAGGAAUCCAACAAAGCAGAGGGAAUUAUCUCAAGCACCCACCACCAUCCCGAGUGGCUCCACCAGCUCCAAGAGGAAGAAAUCAAUCACACAUCUGUAGGAAUGGAGCCGCUCAACUUCCUUAUAACAGCAGACCACAGGAACAGACUUACUGCACUCCCCGAAGGCCUGGACCAGGACCCCCGGCCACCACGCUUCCCAAGCAAAGUAUGGCCCGGCGCCCAAAGGCAAGGGUACCACCUGAUUACAACAUGGAGUUCCUCAGUGUCCCAGACCAGGGCAUGGCAGGGACACAAAGGAAAAGAAGCAUUAGUCAAAGGCCGCCUCCUGCUGCGGGGAGGCCCAAGCCACAACCCAAGGUUUCUGGACCACGCUGCCGUGCUUUGUACCAAUAUCUUGGCCAGGAUGUGGAUGAGCUGAGCUUCAAUGUGGGUGAUGUGAUAGACCUCUUGAUGGAAGAUUCCUCUGGAUGGUGGAAGGGUCGUCUCCAUGGCCGAGAAGGACUCUUUCCUGGGAAUUAUGUAGAGAAGAUCUGAACAGAAAUGGCAACCCGAAACAAGGAAUCCAGUUUAAGGAGACAAGAUUUUUGCACCCCAGCUUGAAAUAUCAGCGUGUGGAACUUUGGAGUUACCUUCAUAGGCUCACCCAUUCAAUGCUUUGGAAGAUCCGGUCUUCAAAAUAUUACUCUUGUAAUACAGUAAAGGCAAUUCAGAAAAACAGCGACCUAGAGUUGAUUAUUUCAGGCUAAUUUAUCAAGGUAGAGGCAGUAGCACUGACAAAUUUAUUGCCAAAAUUCAAAAUUGCCCCAAUCAUGUUUUCAUGUGGGAGGCAGCGGAGAGAUGGGAGAUCUUAUUAGCAGAAAGUCAGAGAGAUGAAGGGCUCUGAACCCAUCACCAUCUUCCUCACAAAAUUACUUUCCCAUUGCCUGAUUCUUCCAGUUUAAGUAACUCCUAUGACUGGAGCUCAAGGACAGAGUGCAUAUGUAUGCUUUCCAGUUCCACAACCGUUGUAUUUUU
Molecule: messenger RNA, 2523 nt
Organism: Python bivittatus (Burmese python)
Lineage: Eukaryota; Metazoa; Chordata; Lepidosauria; Squamata; Pythonidae
Source: RefSeq, a predicted model, not a curated record